AGAUGUUGACUAUACUUAUUCCUUCCUCCAUUUUAUAUACAUCAGUUAAAUCCAAAUAUGUACAUCUCAGAAACGUUCAACUCGUUCUCUCUCGUAAGAAUAGGUGCACACACUUUUAAUGUAUACAUAUACAAUGACUUGUCAGUAUCUAUAACUUCUCCAAGGCCAUACAUUUACCGCAUUUAGUCUGUAACAAAUAUGUACAGCUUUAUUCAAGACUUUUACAUAAUUUAAAAGAAAAAGAAAAAAACCUUCCCACGCAGAGGGAAGAAAAAAGCAACCCCAUUUCAUUAAACUCCAUCUUUAUGGUAGUUGUCACCAUGCACGAUUGAAAAAAUAUAUAUGAUGGGUUUAAACAGUCCCACCAUUAUGUUAACUUUGAUAUCAACAUGUUUAGUAGUUGUGCAUGCUAGAGGUUCAUAUCCACCAAUUACUUAUGAUGCCAGAUCUUUGAUCAUCAAUGGAAGCAGGGAGCUACUUUUUUCGGGUUCAAUUCAUUAUCCUCGUACCCAGCCUGAGAUGUGGUCGGAUCUUAUCCACAAGGCGAAAUUGGGAGGCAUUAAUGUUAUCCAAACCUAUAUUUUCUGGAACAUCCACGAACCUAUACAAAACCUGUUCCAUUUUGAAGGCAAUGCUGAUAUUGUUAAAUUUUUUAAAACUAUUAACGAGCAUGGAUUGUGGGCAAGCCUCCGAGUUGGUCCAUAUGUUGCAGCUGAAUGGAAUCAAGGAGGAUUUCCAUAUUGGCUGAGAGAAGUUCCAGAUAUUAUGUUUCGUUCAUAUAAUGAUCCCUUCAUGUUCCACAUGAAAAGAUUUUGCGAGAUGACCAUAAACAUUAUGAGAAAAGAGAACUUGUUUUUACCUCAGGGAGGUCCCAUUAUAUUGUUACAGAUAGAGAAUGAGUAUGGAUCAAUCCAGGCAACUUAUAGAGAAGAUGGUGUAAAAUAUGUUAAAUGGGCAGCUCAGAUGGCCGUGAGUCUGUAUAAUGAAGUCCCCUGGGUUAUGUGCAAGCAACCAAAUGCCCCGCCUGAAGUGAUACAAACUUGCAACGGAAGGCACUGCGCAGAUACAUUUGUUGGGCCUAAUGGUCCUAACAAGCCUAUGAUGUGGACUGAAAAUUGGACUGCACAGUAUCGAGCAUUCGGUGAUCCACCAUCUCAAAGAUCAGCUGAAGAUAUUGCUUACUCAGUUAUUAACUUUUUUGCUAGGGGUGGAUCUUUUGUUAGCUACUACAUGUAUUAUGGUGGGACUAAUUAUGGUAGAAUCAGCUCCUCAUUUGUGACAACUAGAUACUACGAUGAAGCUCCCCUUGAUGAAUUUGGUUUUUUUAGAGAACCGAAAUUUGGUCACCUUCGAGAUGUACAUCGAGCUCUAAAGUUGUCCAAAAAGGCUCUACUUUGGGGAGAAAGAAAGAUUCAAACACUUAAUCAUCAUGUCAAGACAAUUGUUUAUGAGAAGCCUGGAGAUGUAAGCAUGUGUGCUGCUUUUAUCAUAAACAAUAAAACCAAGAUUCCAACCACAGUAAAUUUUAGGGGUGUGGAUGUUUACUUGCCAGCUAAAUCAAUUAGUGUUUUACCUGAUUGUAAGACUGUUGUUUUCAACACUGAAACAGUUACAGCCCAGCACAGCGCGAGAAAUUUUGUCACAGUAAAUACAGACAAAAAUCUAAACUGGGAAUUCUAUCAAGAGCCAAUACCAACCUUUGAAACCUUACCUAUCAAAAAUGUCAUACCGAUUGAACUAUAUUUUUUGACUAAAGAUGUUUCUGACUAUGCAUGGUAUAGUACCAGUGUAAGUUUUGAUCGACGUGAUCUACCAAUGAGGCCCGAUGUGUUGCCGAUUAUGCUUGUUGAAAAUAAUGGUCAUGCCAUGGUUGCUUUUGUUAAUGGAGAACUUGUUGGAUUUGCUCAUGGAAAGUUAGACGAGAAGAAAUUUACGCUAGAGAAACCUAUAAAUCUUAGGCCAGGAAUCAAUCACAUAUCACUAUUGUGCAUGACAUUAGGUAUCCAGAACAGUGGAGCUCACAUGGAGAAUAGGUGGACAGGACCUGAUGCACUUUUUAUCAAAGGUUUGAACACAGGAACACUUGACCUCACCCGUAAUAACUGGGGGCACCAGGUUGGAGUUUCUGGUGAGAAGUUACAAUUGUUUAAAGAGGAGGGGACAAAAAAAGUAAAAUGGACGCCGGACAGAGGACUAGGAACUCCAGCAACAUGGUAUAAGGCAUACUUUGAUACUCCACCGGGAAAUGAUCCUCUUGCUAUUACCAUGGACUCAAUGAAGAAAGGUCAUUGUUGGAUCAAUGGAAAAAGCAUUGGGCGUUAUUGGGCAUCAUUUCUUAGCCCCCUUGGAAAGCCCUCACAGUCUGAGUAUCAUAUACCAAGAGCAUUCUUGAAUCAAAAGAAGAACCUGGUAGUGGUAUUCGAGGAAGUUGGUGGAAUUCCUCAUGAUAUUACAAUCUUAACGGUAAACAGAGACACAAUAUGCAGUUUAUUGAGUGAGAUAACUCCACCUUCAGUUAGAUCAUGGGAGAGGAAAGACAACCAGUUACGACCUGUGGUAGAGGAUAUGAAAGUUGGAGCUCGACUUAUCUGCCCUGAUGGCAAAGUCAUGGAAAAAGUGGAGUUUGCAAGCUUUGGCGACCCUAUUGGUGCCUGCGGAAUGUUUAGUCAAGGGAAAUGUCAUGCUACCAAUAGCCACAAAGUUGUAGAGGAGCGUUGUCUUGGUAAGAUUACAUGUACCAUCCCGCUGGUGAGGGAUGUUUUUGUUGAUAAGGACAAAGAUACUUGUCUCGAAACAUUUAAGGCAUUGGCUGUCCAAGUCAAGUGUGGAUUUGGAGUUGCAAGGAAGUAG
This is a messenger RNA of Daucus carota subsp. sativus, 2850 nucleotides long. RefSeq names its product beta-galactosidase 14. The record is from RefSeq and is a predicted model, not a curated record. Bases 343 to 2850 code for a protein of 835 amino acids. Gene Ontology annotation, molecular function: carbohydrate binding; beta-galactosidase activity. The transcript is spliced from 19 exons. Gene Ontology annotation, cellular component: vacuole; cell wall. Gene Ontology annotation, biological process: carbohydrate metabolic process. NCBI's taxonomy places the organism in Eukaryota, Viridiplantae, Streptophyta, Magnoliopsida, Apiales, Apiaceae.